GUCAUAUAACUUUACAACGUUGUGAACUGACAGUUCACGUGCUAUUACAACGAUUAAGUUUCAUUAUUUAGCGAUCAACAUCGGAAAGGAUUUAAACUAUCAAAAAUCACAGAUGGCAGUCUUGCACUUCUUGGGAAUGAAAGCAGCCGUCUCCAUUUGUGUAAUUGGAGCAUCAAUUUCGUAUCACCACGGAUUUACAUAUAAAACAGAAUUUACCAUAUUAUACGUUGAAGCAAUUAUCAUUAUUCUUACAUUAACGGCUAACACGAGUGAUAACAUUGUACAAGUGAUUGUGGCUGUCGUUUUGUUAUGCAUGCUACCAAGUUCAGUCUCUGAAAAUGAAUUUCAAAGAAACACACAUUUUUAUGAGGAAAACGUUUGGCCAUAUUUUCAAUACAAAAUUACUCUUAUAUGGUGUUUCAAAGAAUGUGUAAUUUUUAUUAACUUUAUGGUCAGACUUUUUGCGAUUUUUAAAGUUCGACCAGUGGACUUUUUAUGUUUCUUGGUAUACCUGGUAACACAGGCAAUCAUUGUUCUGUACAUUUUGCUAACUGUUGCGACGGUCAUAUAUUCAGGUCUAUAUAUCACCUUCUUUGAAAACUUCUUCUACUCUUUUGAUGAAAACACCACAGCCAACUAUGCUGAAGGUUUCUUUUAUCCAAAAGUUCUGAACAACACACUCUAUUUUAAUCCAGUUGUGCACGAGCUAUUGUACUAUCAAAAUACAGAAGGUAAAUAUGUUCUCCUACAAGAUAAAAUUCACAAAAGGGUUCAAGAGCCUAAACUUCCAUAUUUUCAUUAUUCAAUUAAAAGAUAUUUAGGAGAAGAUGUAGACUUGUUGUGCGGCUACCGGUUUAUAAAAGGUAAAAAAGCUAAACAUCGUAGAACAGUGUGGUCUCUCAACGGAACGAGUAUACAAAGUCUGUCGAAUCGACAUUCAGCCAACGAAACCAUAAGUCAAUGUGAUGAUUCAUACAUGAAUAUUCAAUCCACACUUACGAUUCGUGCUCUGCAAAAGUCUGAUUUCGGCGAGUAUGAGUGUCGCGUGCAAAGUUUUUACUAUUUGAAUGACAAAAGUUCCAAAUGGGCACAAAAACCUUUAAUAAAAGAGACCUACCUUAUUGGUAUAAAUUCUCUGGAGGAAAUCGAGGCAAGAACGAUUCUGUUCAGUCGGGAAGUGGGAAAUUUAAUCGCGUCUCGCAAAUUCUUUUGGUACCACACAUUUGAAGACAUUUCUGAAGUUAGAAUUGAAUAUACUAUAAAUUGCCAACCUGUUGAUGUAACUUGUCCAGGUUAUUCUACUCUCAUGUGUUCUUUUGGAGCUCAGGUUGUAAAUUUUAAUAUUUAUAUGUUUGAGAAAAUUGACCUUCCAAUCAUUGAUAUCGUGGAGCUCAAAGGAGCAUCACAAUUAAAGGCUGCAGUUAUCCAUUACUGCAUGUGUCCCAGCGCAUUCGGAAUACAUCGUGUAAAUUUUAUUCGCUACGUGAAUGAUUCAACAAGGAAUAAGUUUGUUUUGAUGGACAUUCAACAUCCAUUCGUUCUCGUCGUUCUACCACGAUCAGCACCAUCGUUUUUCCGUUUCUCUGAUGAUACGGCAGUUUAUGCUGGAAUGAAAGAACUCGUACGCUCAAAUCAGCCGCUGGAAUUUAUAGAAAUGAAAUUUGAAUCGCUCAUAGGAUUUAUUAGUGCAAAUGAGCAGAAGUUACUUUUAAUUGCAAAUUUUAUUCAAAACGCUAUUUUUGUUUGUUUGGUGGUUAUCUUAUGCAUAGUUGUCAGAUACAUGUCAAGUGUUUACUUUACUUAUAUUUUACGUAAACCAGUCAGACGCAUUUUGUAUCGCCUGCCUAAUAUUAAGUACAUGCCUACGUUAGAAGAUUUUGUUUACGAUGUAUACAUCUCACAUUCUGAGCAGGAAUACGAAUUUGUGACACAGACACUUCUACCAUUUUUGCAGGAAGAUGUACAUGUUAAUGUGUGUUUCACAGCAAGUGACGCAAUUAACCCCAAAGAACACAUAUCCAUGAGUUCUUCAGGUCUAUUAAUCAGAGUCGUAAAAUAAUAGUUAUUUUAUCUCAAGAGUAUCAUGAUGAGAAAUUAUGUGAAGACCUUCAGCUGCAACACAUAAUUUUGCCACUGACGUACGAGAAUAAACGCCAAAGCC
Dreissena polymorpha is the source of this 2161-nucleotide messenger RNA. RefSeq lists its product as uncharacterized. Lineage: Eukaryota; Metazoa; Mollusca; Bivalvia; Myida; Dreissenidae. The record is from RefSeq and is a predicted model, not a curated record. The transcript has 2 exons. The coding region runs from base 113 to 2059 and encodes 648 amino acids.